GUUAUCGGAAUUUGCAUCUUUUUGAAACCGUCUUUUUGAUUCCGCCGUUUGCGUCUGACGUGUUCACGGCGGCAACCUCCAUGGACAACGGUGACCACGGAAACAACCACCACAACUUCCACGAUGGUGCUGAUAACCGUUUAUCAGCCGAAUCUUUGCCGUUAAUCGAUACGCGUCUCUUAUCGCAGUCAGAACUUCGCGCUCUCUCUCACUGUUCUUCUCUAUCUCCAUCUUCUUCAGCGUCUCUCGCUACUUCCGCUGGUGGAGACGACGAUUUGACACCAAAGAUCGAUCGCUCCGUUUUCAAUGAGUCCGCUGGUAGCCGGAAACAGACAUUUCUCCGUCUCCGCCUUGCGCGUCACCCUCAACCACCGGAGAAACCUCCUUCGCCGCAACGUCGCAGAGACGAUUCUUCCCUAGAAGAACAAACGCAAGUCGCGUCGCUUCUCAGAUCUCUGUUCAAUGUCGAUUUGAUUCAGAGUAAAGAGGAAGAAGACGAAGGAGAGGAAGAAGUCGAGGAAAACGAAGGUCAGAUCCAUUAUCACAGCUAUGUUUAUCAGAGACCGAAUCUUGAUUCGGUUCAGAACGUUCUGAUUCAGGGAACCUCCGGGAAUGAAAUCAAGAGGAAGCGAGGACGGCCGAGGAAGAUUCGGAACCCUAGCGAGGAAGAGACGGAGGUUUUGGAUUUAACACGUGAAGCAUCUGCGUAUGUGUUUGUAGAUAAAACUAGUAGCAAUUUGGGAAUAGAGAGUAGAUUUGGUAGUUCAGGAAUCUCCAUGGAUUCAAAUUCUGUGAAGAGAAAGAGAGGUCGUCCUCCAAAGAUUAAGGAAGAGAUAAUGAAAUUGGAGAACAGAGACAGUGCAAUUGUGAAUCUUUCUGCAUUGGAUAAGGAAGAGUCAGUGAAAUUGGAGAACAGAGAAGGUGCAAUUGUGGAUCUUUCUGCAUUGGCUAGUGUUUCAGAGGAUCCAUAUGAAGAGGAGCUGAAGAGGAUCACUGUUGGGUUGAAGACAAAGGAAGAGAUCUUAGGUUUCUUGGAACAAUUGAAUGGUGAAUGGGUGAAUAUAGGGAAGAAGAAGAAAGUUGUGAGAGCUUGUGAUUAUGGAGGAUACUUGCCCAGAGGAUGGAAACUUAUGCUCUACAUAAAAAAGAAAGGUAGCAAUUUGUUGCUGGCUUGUCGCAGAUACAUAAGCCCUGAUGGGCAACAGUUUGAAACCUGCAAGGAAGUCUCCACAUAUCUGAGAUCUCUUCUUGAAUCCCCAAGCAAGAACCGACACUAUUACUUGCAAUCUGAUAACAAGACUCUAGGACACCAACCAGUGACAGCUAACGAUUCUUCACUAGGUAACUCUGAUUCCAUGGACUUGCCUGUUCCGGACUCUGAAACAAUGCAGUACCUUGAGAGUGGAAGAACCGGCAGUGAGGUGUUUGAGGAAGCGAAAGUCGUAGAAAAUAGUGAUGAAGCAGAUGGAGUGAAAACCAGUCUGGUGGAGAAAGAUGCUAAUGCUGAUUUUCUGAAUGGAGACGACAACGACCAUACGAAGAAAAGAGAUGGUAACAUGGAGAAUUUGGCAGCUCUAUCGAAAGCCAUGUUGAUGCCGACUGAUGAGCUUCAACAACUUGAGAGAGACAGAGAAAGAGAAGAAGAAGAAGAAGAAGAAGAAGAAGAAGAAGAAGAAGAAAAAGCUAUGGAGAAUGAGAGGGAAAAGCAGGUUUACUUGGCUAAGCUCUCUGAGCAAACCGAAAGAUACGAUGAAAUGGUGGAGGCGAUGAAGAAAGUUGCUCAGCUUGAUGUCGAGCUAACUGUGGAGGAGAGAAAUCUUGUAUCUGUGGGGUACAAGAAUGUGAUUGGUGCAAGGAGAGCUUCAUGGAGAAUACUAUCCUCCAUUGAGCAGAAGGAAGAGUCCAAGGGAAAUGAGGAAAAUGUCAAGAGGCUUAAGACUUAUCGAAAGAGAGUUGAAGAUGAGCUUGCCAAAGUUUGUAAUGACAUCUUGUCCGUCAUCGAUAAGCAUCUCAUUCCAUCGUCUAACGCUGUGGAGUCAACUGUCUUUUUCUACAAAAUGAAAGGAGAUUACUAUCGCUAUCUGGCAGAGUUCAGUUCUGGUACUGAACGCAAGGAAGCUGCAGAUCAGUCUCUUGAAGCAUAUAAGGCUGCUGUUGCUGCUGCAGAGACUGGUUUGGCACCCACACAUCCAGUUAGACUUGGCUUGGCAUUGAACUUUUCAGUUUUCUACUAUGAGAUCUUGAACUCUCCCGAAAGCGCAUGCCAAUUGGCUAAGCAAGCAUUCGAUGAUGCAAUUGCUGAACUUGACAGCCUCAACGAGGAAUCAUACAAGGACAGCACUCUUAUUAUGCAGCUACUUAGAGACAAUCUCACCUUGUGGACUUCAGACCUCAAUGAGGAAGGAGAUGAGCGAUCCAAAGGUGCUGAUGAGCCUCAAGAAGAGAACUAAAUCCUGGAUCCCCGCUAUGUGAGAAGAGAAACGGCUCUUGCUGCAUCCUGAAUCUUGAAGUGGAAGACAGUAAGCGUCGUUACUCUCGGAUGUGUAAUUUUAAUUUAUGUCUUUCAUCUUUCCAGCACACAAGACUGCGUAUCUUCAACACUCUUAUGAUGUGGUUGGAGUCUGUUUUUACGCUUAGUUUGCUUCUUUGCUUUGUUGUUGAAUUGAGCCACCAGGCAUGAUUUGGGUUUUGUUUUAUCAGAAUAUUAGGAGUAUCAUCGUUACAAAAAUCAAAACUAAAACUGACGAAGCUUUAUUCUAGCUUCUCUAAUAACUCUAUUGCAAAUGU
Arabidopsis arenosa is the source of this 2787-nucleotide messenger RNA. Lineage: Eukaryota; Viridiplantae; Streptophyta; Magnoliopsida; Brassicales; Brassicaceae. The record is from the annotation of a GenBank genome assembly.